UAUUUUCCGAAACAUUAAAGCGUACAACCUUCAUGUCAACCACUAAAAACCUAUUCGUCAAUCAGCAGCGCAACAGUCGCCAGAUCGUCUUCCCCGACGGGACAAAGAAAGCUCGGUAAUCCCCGAGAGCUUCCUUGUUGAAAUUGUGUGGGGAUUCAUCAGGUUCCCUAACCCUCUGAGGAAAACUUUGUUGCCGGCGAAAGUCGGGUUUGGCGGCUUCAAGAAAUUUCUUUCCAGUGCCUCAGUCGAUUACCGGUAUCUUUCUUCUGCAUCAACACUUCUCAAUCUGUAUUCUAAGUUGCGCGGUGCCAGCGAAAUCCGCGGGGAUAGGGGCCAUUGCUGGAAGCCUUUAUAUGCACGCUUUAGGGAAUUAGUGCUGACAAUAACCAAACAGAACAAGUUCAAGGUGCAAUAUAUUCCUGUUGACUUGACAUUGGCUUUCUGUUAUUUUAAGGAAGGAACUUGUACUCAUGGCAGACUUGGAGAAUUUGCUACUCCAAGCUGCUGGCAGAACUGGCACAUCAUCUAGAAAGAACCAGUCCCAUCCACAUUCAAGAUGGCGACGGGAAGGUUCAUACUCUGAUGGAAGCGACUCUAAAGAGGAUGAUUCUGAUAACUCCAAUUUCAACAAGCGGAGACACGCUGGAUCACAAGUUCCCUUAAAGAAGAGGCUAGAUCCCCCUGAGAAAGACAAGAGGAGCAACUGGGUAGAUGAUCAUGAUGAUCGGCUUAGUGGUGAUGAUUCUGAUAGUGCACCUUCUGUUGGAAGUGAUCUGUACAGAGAUGAGGCGGAUAAGGAAGAGCUGGGAAAAUUGUCAGAGCUGGAUCGUGAGAUGAUCUUAGCAGAAAGAAGUACAAAGAUUGAUGAUUACCGCCUAAAGAAGAAAGCAAGGGCCUCAUCAACAAAGAUGGAGAAAUCUAGAAAAGAGAGCCCCCCACCUCUUCCUUCCCGUGGGCGUUCUUCUGUCAGGACUGAGAGGACUGCUGCAAAAACUGAUGCAUUAAAUGAGCUACGAGCUAAGAGGAUGAGGCAGCAGGACCCGGAGGGUUACCGGAGGUUAAGGGAUUCAGGAGGAGUUACUGGGUCUGCUUUUGGCAAUAGAGAUCCUUCUCCCAAACGCCGUUCAAUUUCUAUUCCUGCACUUGAUUCAAGUGAUAGCGAUGAUGAGGGAACAAGUGUUGAAGGCAAGGAAGACAAACUAGCUGAUGAUGUUGAUAUGGGGGAUAAUUUAGAGGAUCUAUUGACAUCUAAAUCGGAACCAAUUAGGUAUGAAGAUGUUAAAGAAAUAACAAUUCGCAGAUCAAAGUUGGCUAAAUGGCUUAUGGAGCCUUUCUUUGAAAAUAUUGUUGUUGGGUGUUUUGUAAGGGUUGGUAUUGGAAAGACACAAAAAGGUCCUAAGUACAGGCUUUGCGUCGUUAAAAAUGUGGAUGCCAAUGACCCGGACAAACAUUACAAACUUGAGGGCCGUACAACUUGCAAGUGGCUGAACUGUGUGUGGGGUAGCGAGGCCUCGGCAGCUAGGUGGCAGAUGGCUAUGGUUUCUGACUCUCUACCAACUGAGGAUGAAUUUAAAGAGUGGGUAAGAGAGGUGGAGCGUAAUGGAGGCAGGAUCCCAUGUCGACAAGAUGUGGAUGAUAAGAAAGAAGAAAUAAAAAAAGCUAGCUCUUUUGUAUAUUCAGCAGAUACUGUGAAGCAAAUGAUAAAGGAAAAGAAAUCGGCUUCUUCGAGGCCAUUAAACAUUGCAGCUGAGAAGGAUCGUCUUAGGAAAGAGAUGGAAUCGGCAGAGAGUAAUGGAAAUGGUACUGAGGUAGAUAGAAUCCGUGCAAAGCUGAAGGAACUAGAAGACUUAUCCAGACAGCCUAAGAGAAUUGAUGCUAAAGCUAUGAAAUUAGCAGAAAUGAACCGAAAGAACAAAGCAGAGAACUUUAGGAAUGCAUCAGAGUUGAAACCAGUUAAUUUUAGCUUAAAGGCUGGUGAGGCAGGUUAUGAUCCAUUCUCAAGAAGAUGGACUAGGUCCAUUAAUUAUUAUGUGCCUCCCAAGCCCGGGGUGGAUGAAAAUGGAACAGUCACAAAUGGUGAUAAUAGGAAUGCAACUGCUAGUGCAAGAGAUGCAGAUGGGGUUGCUGCAGUUAAUGGGGUGGAAGCUGGUGUGUUAGCCACUGCAGAAGCUCUGGAGGCCGCUGCAGAUGCAGGAAAAUUGGUUGACACCUCAGCCCCGGUUGAUCUUGGUACAGAAUCAAAUUCUCUACAUAAUUUUGAUUUGCCAAUAUCUUUGGCUGGCCUCCAAAAGUUUGGGGGCCCUCACGGUGUACAUCUCGGUUUCAUGGCGAGAAAGCAAAAGAUAGAAGCAACGAUUGGCUAUAAGGUGCCUGACAAUGAUGGGAGACGACAUGUCUUGACAUUGAGUGUUAGUGACUACAAGAGACGAAGAGGUCUUCAAUAAGAGGCUGCUAGUUUAGCUUUCAGUUCAUAGGAUUUGCCUGAAGACCGUUGCAACGACUCUGCAAUCUCUAUUGGAAUAAAAGGUUGGUUCUUUGAUGGUGUCUUUCUAUGGAGUAUGCCGCCUCAAACUAUAUAUUUUGUUAGUAUGGUUUAUCUGUUGAAACUUUCGAUUGAAAAGCUAUAAAAUUAUAGCUAGGAACAAAAAAAUUAGCUCUAUUUGGUUUGCUUGGUCACGUUUUAAACCGAUUCGUCACCCAUGCUUAUUGUUAAUAAAUUCUUGUGUUAGUGUGGAAUUUUGUUGGCCUAUUUCCUUGGUUGCUCAAUCGGGGUUCAUAACAAUGAUUUAUUUAUUCAUACUGCCGAAAAUUUAUAUAUUCUGAAAGAAAUGGGCAACGGCUUUAGAAGAUGAU
Molecule: messenger RNA, 2853 nt
Organism: Phalaenopsis equestris
Lineage: Eukaryota; Viridiplantae; Streptophyta; Magnoliopsida; Asparagales; Orchidaceae
Product: protein RTF1 homolog
Exons: 4
Coding region: 471-2444 (657 amino acids)
Cellular component (GO): Cdc73/Paf1 complex
Molecular function (GO): DNA binding; RNA polymerase II C-terminal domain phosphoserine binding
Source: RefSeq, a predicted model, not a curated record